CUUUAGAUGCCCUGGUUUGUCUCUCUUGUCUGUCGAUCUGACUCCAUCUGUCGAACAUGAGACCCCUGUGGCUCUUGUUUUUGGGGUUCCUUUUCAGAGUCGCCACCAGCUUGGACACUCACGGGGGAGAGCAGAUUGUGGUGGUCACGCGCAACAUCACCGCCGUCCUGGGGCAGGAUGUGCACCUGGGCUGCAGAUUUCUGGGCGAGGGUGAGCUCAGUAGCUCCAUGUGGAAGCGGCAGAUUCCAGCGAAGAACAGGUCAAAGCGACUGGCGGGAUUUUUCAACGGGAAGGUUUUCAGCCGCCAGACAGGGGUUUUGAUCAGAGGCUCUCCCACGAACCUCACCGUGGAGAUGAAGGUGACCAGCGUGGACCAGGAGGGGGAGUACACCUGCGAGUUUGCGACUAGCGACGAAGAAUUUUCCGCCACGGCGCUGGUCACCGUCGUCGCGAGACCGACCGUCUUCAUGGGCGCUAAGACCAUCAACGGGACUCACAACCAGUCGGUGUGGUGCUCCGCCGUCGGCGGGAGACCCCCACCUCAGAUCAGCUGGCUCAUCAACAACUCCCAGUCGGUUGACACGAACCAGACUGAACACGCCAACGGCACCGUCACUCUCACCAGCACCGUGCACCUCCUGACGCACCUCCUGGAAGACGACCGCGUCACCUGCCUGGUCAAACACCCGACCCUUCCGGGCUCCGAACAGGUCACUGUGAAGGUGGAAACGUACGUGAAGCCAAACGUGACUGCUAAAGCAGAGAUGGUGGAGCGAGGCGGGAGCGACUUUUGGGUGGUCUCUUGCACCGCAUCCGGCGGGAGACCCGACACCGAUAUCUCUCUGGCCCCGAGCGCCGGCAUCGAGCUGCACAGUGAGAUGGACUCAGACCCACAAACACGCUCCUUCCUGCUCCCUGCAGCAGCGUUUGAAGGCCUCAACGCCACUUGUGUGUUUGACCACCCGAAAUUUACUCACAAGGAGUCACGAGUCAUCACAUUACCAUCGCUCUAUUUAGGGGAAGUUUGUAUCGUCUCGCCAACCGUCAACAACCAAACAAACAAGUCAGUGGAGCUGCAGGAAGGCCAGAGCGUCGCCGCCAUCCGCUUCCUGGUCACUGGAAACGUGCCACGAUACAACUUCUCCUGUACAAAGGACGACGACCCGCUGCCACCAGACGUGGAGCUGUCGGGCAGCGACCUCUCCGUCCGAGGGCCAGUGGCUCUUCGGCACGCUGGCGUGUACCGAUGUGUCGCUUCUUAUCACCGUCACAAAUCAGCGCUGCGGUUUAAGGUGACAGUGAAACCUAAAGUUGUGGCUCCCGUCGUCCGCGUUGAAGUUCUGAGCCGUGAUGGACGGAGUCAGAUGGAGUGCUGGGCAGAGGAGAGUGUUCCAGCCGCCAGCGUCUCCUGGCUGCUGCCGCCGGGCGUGUCUGGAGACUCCUGGUUCAAUUUCACUUCCCAUAAUGGAAGCCACUCCGUCAGAGGAGUCCUGGUGCUGCCGGCCUGCUCGGCUCUGGAUCUGACUGCAGAGUGCGUGAUAAAUCACCCGGCGCUUGAGCAGCCGGAGAACAGGAGUGUAACUCUGCCGCUCUGCGGCCCACCUGACAUCACCGUCCGCUCCGGGGCCCAGUGGAAACAUGGAGAGCAGUACACAGAAGCCGUCUGCUCUGUGGACAGCGUCGCCCCUCCAGCUACAAUAUCCUGGCUUGUUGGGGGCGAGAGCAUCAGUCAUGUGAUGCAGACGGAACCCCGAGCGGAUGGUUCGGUCCGGACCCAGAGCUGGGUGCAUUUCCUGUCCUCUCUGUAUUCUGGGCAGACGGUUGCCUGCGUGGUGGAGCAUCCGACGCUGAAGGCGCCUGAGAGCAGAGCGCUGCACAUUCCAGUGGGGACUGCCCCUCAGCUCAGGGUCUCCCUCCUCCACGAUCAAGACUCCCAACAGUGGGUGGCGCUCUGUAACUGCACUGGGGAGGCUGCUGGGGCGAAUCUCACCUGGAUUCUUCCUGACAACACCAAGGCUCAAACAUCUCUGCUCUCUCAGCACGAGGGGCGUGUCCUUAACGCCCAGCUGAUGUAUCAGUUCUCUCUGGCCAUGCAUGAAGGUCACGACCUCACCUGUGUGUGCCAGUUUGAUUCCCGACUCACUGAGAAGAAGACGGUUCACAUCCCGAGAUACUAUUUGUCCACCUUGAGAGUCCUGAAUCAAACUUCAAUGCUGAAAAGCCGUAACGGACACGUCCUGCCGCGACUCUCGCUUCAGGGGAGUGGCCCCCACCAGAGGGUGGUGCUGCGAGCUGAAGGCAACGUGCCAGAGUACGACCUUCGCUGUCAGAGGAGUGACGGUGUGUUUGUGGACACAGAAGAGUCUGCCAUGGUCUUUAAGAGGAGGCUCACAGAGGAGGACUCUGGACUCUACACCUGCCGUGCGUCCUUCUACCACCACUCCGCCUCUGUCCAGCUUCUAGUGGAGGUCACGGAUGAGAGCGGACCUUCUGCCCCAAGGAUCCUGGUCUGCAUGUCGACGGUGCUGGCCAUCGCCUUGGUCCUGUCUGUGCUUAUCUGGGCGCUUCGGAGACGAGAAAAAGCAUCGCCACAAAAGAAGAAGGAAUCAGUCUCCACACUGACGCCUCUGAUGCAGGACGUGUCAUCCUCAGCAAAAGAAGGGAACAGCGGUGAAAACUUGCAGCUGGUCAACAUUGUCAUCGAUGUCAAGAGCACUGUUUGAAAGUGUUUCUCAAUUUGUUAGGUUUAUUAGGUGCCUCCUGCGUUACAUGAGGCUGUUUGACUUCAACAGUUCUCAUCAAGACACUUAGAACUGAACAUAUGUGAGAAAGAAACAAGUUCAAAUAUGUUUGAUAUUUACACCUAAUGAAAUCAGUUUCCAACAGGGGUGUUUAAUUAAAGCCGUUGUAUUAAAAGUUGGUUGAUCUUUUGUCAAAUAUUUAAUCUAUUCUGGUAAAUAAAUUUAAUCUGCAAUGUUUAUUGUCAAUAAACUGUGUUUUUGUAUUGUUGCGAUGACAAUAUAGUUUUAUCUUUGUAUAUACCGUAUUUUUAAGUU
Molecule: messenger RNA, 3056 nt
Organism: Synchiropus splendidus (mandarinfish)
Lineage: Eukaryota; Metazoa; Chordata; Actinopteri; Syngnathiformes; Callionymidae
Product: hemicentin-1
Exons: 14
Coding region: 57-2723 (888 amino acids)
Biological process (GO): heterophilic cell-cell adhesion; homophilic cell-cell adhesion
Cellular component (GO): adherens junction
Source: RefSeq, a predicted model, not a curated record